AUGACUGUUGCUAGGGGUCAAAUCGAGCAUUCGAUAAAUAUGAGGCAGAGACUGACAGCACAACCUCUUCCAACUACUACUAACCCAUCAAUGGAAUCCACGAGGGCAGUUGAAUUCAACCUGUCUUCAGUUCAACUUACCAGCACUCCUCUGCCUGCAGCGUCCCAACCUGUGAUUUCUCUUGCAACUUCGAAAACUACUGAAGAGGAUUAUAAGAAGGCAGCAGCAGCUGCAGUUGCUGCUAAGCUUGCUGCUUCUACUUCCUCUGCGCAGAUGCUUACCUCUGUUCUGUCAUCCCUUGUCGCAGAAGAGGCAGCCUCUCUGAGUGGUGGCUUGAAAUCAACUGGAUUCACUGCUGGUUUACCAAUGUUUUCCCCAGAAAAAAGGCCCAAACUUGACAAACAGAUGCCUGUUUCCGAUGUUAAUAGUUCUGAGCUGGGUAAUUCACCCUAUUAUAGUUCUGCACAACAGCAACCAAUGACAAAUAUGCCACUUGCACCACCUACAAGUAUGCAACCCAUUCCCCAAGCCAACCAGAUACAAGCACCAUUUCCACCACCACCCCCUCCACCACCUAUACCUACUGCAAAUUCCCCAGUAAAUCAAUUUGUCCAAUCUGCUGGUUUGAUGAUCGGGGUUAUGCCCUAUGGAUAUGGUGCUAACAACCUCCCGCCUCCACCUCCACUGUCUUCCCAUAUGGCAAUGGGAUUAGCGAGGCCAGUACCUCAGCCACCUCCGCAGCCACUGUCUCAGCAGCAGCAGCAGCAACCACCUGCCAACAGUGGUUAUUACCGUCCUCCAGGUAUAGGAUUCUAUGGGCAAAGCCAUCAGCCUACACCACCACCUGUACCUCGGCAGUAG
Molecule: messenger RNA, 861 nt
Organism: Ilex paraguariensis (yerba mate)
Lineage: Eukaryota; Viridiplantae; Streptophyta; Magnoliopsida; Aquifoliales; Aquifoliaceae
Source: the annotation of a GenBank genome assembly